GCCAGACUGGCAAAAAGGGGCAUUUCGUUUUCCAGGGGCUUGGCAGCAAUCGCGACUGUGUUCCGGGGGUGCAACCGCGUCAAGUGCAAGUGGCUGCGGCAGCGGCGAGUCAAAAAGGACAGCGUAUCGAUAACUCGGCCGUCAUAAUAAAUAUUUCCCGUCACCCAAUUCAUCCUCCGUUCAAGUCCACCAUUCCUUCCUUCUUUGUUUCUCACCAUAUUUUGCCUCCUGAGAUCUCUCAAGAUGGCGCGCCGUGGUUCGAGAUCCUCCUCUUCUGCUUUUCAGUGGACAACUGUGUUCUACCUCCUCCUCAUCUUCAUUUGUCCUUUAGCAUUGAUCGGCUCGGUACACGCCCAAGAUCAAGCACCUCUUAAUGACUCCGAUAGCAACUAUGGCACCGUCAUCGGCAUCGAUCUCGGAACUACUUAUUCCUGUGUCGGCGUCAUGCAGAAUGGCAAAGUAGACAUCAUUGUCAACGACCAGGGCAACCGAAUCACUCCUUCCUACGUGGCCUUUACCGACGAAGAGCGCCUGGUAGGUGACGCUGCAAAGAAUCAGUAUGCUGCAAACCCUACGAGGACAGUCUAUGAUAUCAAACGUUUGAUUGGUCGCAAAUACGCGGACUCCGAUGUUCAACGAGACGCAAAGCAUUUCCCCUUCAAAGUCGUCAACAAGGACGGCAAGCCUAUGGUCAACGUCGAGGUUGCUGGUCAGCCAAAAACUUUCACACCCGAGGAAAUUUCCGCCAUGGUUCUGGGCAAGAUGAAGGAAGUCGCUGAGGCAUACCUGGGCAAGAAAGUCACCCAUGCAGUUGUCACAGUUCCAGCCUACUUCAAUGACAACCAGAGACAAGCAACGAAAGACGCCGGAACAAUCGCUGGUUUGACCGUCCUUCGUGUGGUCAAUGAGCCUACAGCCGCAGCCAUCGCCUAUGGUCUCGACAAGAAGGGCAAAGAGAGCCAGAUCAUUGUCUACGAUCUUGGUGGUGGUACCUUCGAUGUAUCCCUUCUUUCGAUCGAAGAUGGUGUUUUCGAAGUUUUGGCUACCGCUGGUGAUACUCAUCUUGGUGGUGAGGAUUUCGAUCAGCGAAUUAUCGACUACUUUGUCAAACUCUACAACAAGAAGAACGAUGUGGACAUCCGAAAGGACCUCAAGACCAUGGGUAAGCUCAAGCGAGAAGUUGAGAGAGCUAAGCGAACCCUGUCAUCACAAAUGUCCACCCGUAUUGAGAUCGAAGCUUUCCACGACGGAAAGGAUUUCUCCGAGACUUUGACCCGAGCCAAGUUCGAGGAACUCAACAUGGAUCUGUUCAAGAAGACCCUGAAACCAGUCGAACAAGUCAUCAAGGACGCCAAAGUCAAGAAGGCCGACAUUGACGAUAUUGUCCUUAUUGGUGGUUCGACUCGUAUCCCCAAGGUUCAACAAAUGAUUGAAGAGUAUUUCGGUGGCAAGAAAGCCAGCAAGGGUAUCAACCCUGAUGAAGCUGUGGCUUAUGGUGCAGCCGUCCAAGGUGGUGUUCUUUCCGGCGAAGCUGGUACCGAGGAUAUUGUUCUCAUGGAUGUCAACCCGUUGACUCUCGGAAUUGAAACCACUGGUGGUGUCAUGACCAAAUUGAUCCCUCGAAACACAGUUGUUCCAACCAAGAAAUCCCAAAUCUUCAGCACGGCGGCAGACAACCAGCCUGUUGUCCUGAUCCAGGUCUACGAAGGUGAACGAUCUCUCACGAAAGACAACAACCUCCUCGGCAAAUUUGAGCUUACCGGCAUUCCUCCUGCUCCUCGUGGUGUUCCUCAAAUCGAAGUAUCAUUCGAGCUCGACGCUAACGGCAUCCUCAAGGUGUCUGCUGGAGACAAGGGCACUGGCAAAUCCGAGUCUAUCACCAUCACCAAUGACAAGGGACGAUUGUCACCAGAAGAAAUCGACCGUAUGGUUGCCGAGGCCGAACAAUUCGCCGACGAAGACAAGGCAGUCCGUGAAAAGAUUGAAGCCAGAAACAAGCUCGAAAACUACGCCGUUUCUCUCAAGAACCAGGCCAAUGAUGAAGACGGUCUUGGUGGCAAGAUUGACGACGACGACAAGGAGACAUUGUUGGAAGCGGUCAAGGAGACUCAAGACUGGCUGAUCGAGAACGCCGACUCGGCAGAGAAGGAUGACUUUGAUGAGCAAUAUGACAAGUUGUCACAGGUUGCUUACCCGAUCUCAAGCAAGCUCUACGGUGGCGGUGCAGGUGGGAUGCCGGACUAUGGAGACGACGAUGAUGACGCAGGUCAUGAUGAACUAUGAGCAUGAUACUGUACUAGCAUCUUAGAUAUGCACGGCGUUUUCCCGAGUUCCAACGAGGCACCAGAUACCACUAAAAUGUAUUUUCUUAAAGUUCAAUAUUGUUUCCAUCGUGAUGUCCUCCCGUGCUAGUGGUCAAUUCGACAUGAUUUCAAUCUCGAUGUCCUCCUGUGGUAAUGGCCUCAUGCAACGCUCUUGCGGUCUUGAAGUUUUCCUGUUAUAAUGGCUCUGUC
Messenger RNA from Exophiala viscosa, 2513 nucleotides. RefSeq names its product glucose-regulated protein. Gene Ontology annotation, molecular function: ATP binding; ATP-dependent protein folding chaperone. Gene Ontology annotation, biological process: endoplasmic reticulum unfolded protein response. Gene Ontology annotation, cellular component: nucleus; endoplasmic reticulum lumen; membrane. The coding region runs from base 244 to 2283 and encodes 679 amino acids. Lineage: Eukaryota; Fungi; Ascomycota; Eurotiomycetes; Chaetothyriales; Herpotrichiellaceae. The record is from RefSeq and is a predicted model, not a curated record. The transcript is spliced from 3 exons.